Astyanax mexicanus (Mexican tetra) is the source of this 7832-nucleotide messenger RNA. RefSeq names its product SMAD family member 3a (gene smad3a). The coding region runs from base 248 to 1525 and encodes 425 amino acids. The transcript has 9 exons. Gene Ontology annotation, biological process: transforming growth factor beta receptor signaling pathway; BMP signaling pathway; cell differentiation. Gene Ontology annotation, molecular function: I-SMAD binding; DNA-binding transcription factor activity, RNA polymerase II-specific; RNA polymerase II cis-regulatory region sequence-specific DNA binding. NCBI's taxonomy places the organism in Eukaryota, Metazoa, Chordata, Actinopteri, Characiformes, Acestrorhamphidae. Gene Ontology annotation, cellular component: heteromeric SMAD protein complex. The record is from RefSeq and is a predicted model, not a curated record.
GGGUGGGCUAUAGUGAAGGCAGGCGCUGCUGGGUCUGUUUACUACAGCAGCCGGACUAAUCUCAACUCGCUUUGCUUCAAGCGCUUUUUCUCAUGACUUUUUACGCAAAUAAACCGGUUUAAACCCAGUUUUUUCUUCUCGAUUUCGCUGGGAACUCUACCUGAACUCACUUUCUUCUGGUUUUGUGUUGAAUGCGCGCAUAAAAGGAGGAGCGCAGCUGAAGAGAAGAAGCUGAAGUUGCAACAAAAUGUCAAUUUUGCCGUUUACUCCCCCCAUAGUGAAGAGACUGCUGGGCUGGAAGAAGGGAGAGCAGAACGGACAGGAGGAGAAAUGGUGUGAGAAGGCUGUGAAGAGCCUGGUGAAGAAGCUGAAGAAGACAGGACAGCUGGAUGAGCUGGAGAAAGCCAUCACAACUCAGAUAGUCAACACCAAAUGCAUUACUAUACCACGGUCGCUGGAUGGACGUUUGCAGGUGUCUCAUCGGAAAGGUCUUCCCCACGUGAUUUACUGCCGAUUGUGGCGCUGGCCAGACCUGCAGUCCCACCACGAGCUGAGAGCAGUGGAGCUGUGUGAAUACGCCUUCCACACGAAGAAGGACGAAGUAUGCGUGAACCCGUACCACUACCAGCGCGUGGAGACGCCAGUUCUGCCGCCAGUGCUGGUACCUCGUCACACAGAGAUCCCCAGUGAAUUUCCUCCUCUAGACGAUUACAGCCACUCCAUCCCCGAAAACACCAACUUCCCCGCGGGCAUCGAGCCUCAGAGCAACUAUAUACCAGAGACGCCUCCUCCAGGUUACCUCAGUGAGGAUGGGGAGACCAGCGACCAUCAGAUGAACCAUAGCAUGGACACAGGCUCUCCAAACUUGUCUCCAAGUCCUGUAUCUCCAGCAAACAACAACUUAGACCUGCAGCCUGUGACGUACUGUGAGCCAGCGUUCUGGUGUUCAAUAUCGUAUUAUGAGCUGAAUCAGCGAGUCGGGGAAAUCUUCCACGCGUCCCAGCCUUCCCUCACAGUCGACGGCUUCACCGACCCGUCCAACUCAGAGCGCUUCUGCCUGGGCCUGCUGUCCAACGUCAACCGCAACGCUGCAGUGGAGCUCACCCGCAGACACAUCGGUAGAGGUGUGCGUUUAUACUACAUCGGAGGCGAGGUGUUUGCAGAGUGUCUCAGCGACAGUGCCAUCUUUGUUCAGAGUCCCAACUGUAACCAGCGCUACGGCUGGCACCCGGCCACCGUCUGCAAGAUUCCUCCAGGCUGUAAUCUGAAGAUCUUUAAUAAUCAGGAGUUCGCCGCUCUUUUGGCUCAGUCUGUGAACCAAGGCUUCGAGGCCGUGUACCAGCUGACCAGGAUGUGCACCAUCCGCAUGAGCUUCGUUAAGGGCUGGGGAGCAGAGUACAGGCGGCAGACAGUGACCAGCACCCCCUGCUGGAUAGAGCUUCACCUGAAUGGACCCCUGCAGUGGCUGGACAAGGUCCUGACCCAAAUGGGUUCCCCGUCCAUCCGAUGCUCCAGUGUGUCCUAGGAAAUACCCAGAACCAACAACUAUCACAAUAAACAUGAACAACAGGGAGAACCAGACCAAAACCAGAACCGAAACCCAGAAGAGCUUCUUAUGGGAAGUGGUGGGUGACGACCCAGAAACCCAUCAGCCAAUAGCAAACCACAGCUGACACAAAUCACAAUCCAGUAGCACUUUUACACACACGCGCGCGCGCAUACACACCACAUCGUCAUCAUCUCAAAGAGGAAGUGUGCUGCAGUACGCAGUACACAACAACGUCUCUUUAUACGCUUUCGUUUCACAUCGUGUACAUAUUGUUUAUUAGCAUCGUCCUUUAUAGCUUGUGAGAUUUUGAUACUUAGCGUCAUUUUGCUUGCCGAGCAUGUGUACUGUACCCUUGUUAUAUUAUAAUAAUUAUUUUUAAUUAUUAUUUCUUAUUAUUUCUAUGCUCAUUGUUUGGUCGCAUUACACAAAAGGUGAAUGAGGUCACCCUUGAAUGAUGAAAUAACAGUCAAGUGCUUUCUGUGUACAGUCGAAUAAUAAUGAAGUUUUAUAAAUUUCAGUUAAUUUUAUUAUUUUUUUAGGGGCUUUUUUUGUUUUGUGUCGAACAAAAUGAUAGAAGAUUACCCCCUGUUGUUAUUUGUACCAUUUUUGUACGUGUUUAAUGUGAUCGGAGAGUCUCCAGUCAUGUUAAGGUAACUUGAGAUCUCUCCUCCAGCGUGGAAAAGCACUUCCCUCAAUAAGAGUCUGCCCUCAAUACAUUAAUUCAUUCAUUUAGAUACAGAUACAGGAAGAAGCCAGCUGUCCGUAAUAUUCGUUAACAUUGUCCGUAUUUAUGCUUAUUCUCUGAAAUGUAUCUCAUAUAUCUAUCUAAACAUCUCAAGGCUCUUUUUGCUUAACUUUAGUACAGAUAUGGAUCUGAAUUUGUUCAUUUUGUCUUUAUUUUAAGUAUUUCACCAAUCUUUCUAAACAUAUUGAGGCUUAUUUAUACUCAGUACAGUAUGAAAAUGGAUACAGGUAUGGACUACUAUAGGUUACUGUUCGUGAACUGCGUAAAGUUUGUCCAUAUUUAUUCACAUUCUCUGAAAUCUAUAUAAACAAAUAGAUGCUCAAUUAUAAUUGAUGUCAAUACAGAUAUAGAUACAGAUAUGGAUACAGACGAAGUAUUCUCUCCAUAUUGUGUUUAUUUUGUCCGUAAUUUUGCAAUGUCUCUCAAAUCUAUCUAAACCUCUCAAAUCUAUCUAAACCUAUCUAAACCUCUCAAAUCUAUCUUGAGGCUCAUUAGGCUAAACCUUAUAUAUGGAUAUGGAUAUAAAAAUACAGACAUAGCCUACUGUUCAUAAAUCUGUUUUAAUUUAAUCUGUAUUUAUGAACUGAAAUCUGAAGAUUUAAACAAGAUAAGGCUCAUUUGUGUUUAGCGUUAAGUAUUAAGUAUGGGCACAGAUACGGAUAGGGCAUUCAGUCCGUAAUCUGCAUUUAUUUUGUCCGUAUUUAUUAACAUUCUCUAAAUUCUGUCUCUGAAAUCUUUUUUUUAAACAUCUUAAGGCUCAAUUAUGUGUGACGUCAAUAUAGAUAUGGAUACAGAGACGGAUAGAUAUAAUGUGUUCAUUUUGAGGUUGAAGAACGGAUAUGCAUACGAAUACGGACAGAGACUUCUGUCCAUAACCUGUGUUCAUUUCAUCAGUAUUUAUGAAUGUUCUAUGAAAUCUAAACAUCUAAACAGCUUAAGGCUCAUUCAUUUAUUCUGUACUGUUCAGUAGAGUUAUGAAUAUGGAUAAGGAAAGAGUCUUUAUGGCUAAUGCGCCUGCGCAGAUCUCCACAGCAAACUGACUCUCCUCCUUUCUCCACGCAAGCUGCAAGCUGAUUGGCUCUUUUUGUUGAAGGGUGGGACUUUAUCCAUUAACUUGUUUAUUAAGCAUUACGUGGAAUCCUGUUCAAACACAGUGUAUCUCAGUCAGUGGACUGUGUCCUCAUUAAUAAUGAAAAAAAUGUCUCUGGCUGGAGUUCCCGCCUCCAUUGAUCACCCCUUGCAUAGUAUUACAAGUAUGUAGGCUACAGUGGGUGAAAUAGAUAUAUUCAAUAGAUAUAUAUGAAAAUAGAUAUAUAUUCAUAUGUAAAAGGAGCAUAAAUGAGCAUCUUUGAAAAAAUGCACUUCUUGAAAAGUGAACUAAGUGUUUAAAAAUGAGUGAAAUACACCCGUUAAGGAGCGCCGCAAUCGGUCAGUGCCUUGCCAUGCAAAAAGUGGAAAUGCCAACAUGAACCUGUUAAACUUUCAAUUUCACUGCAACGCAUUGAAGGUCACUUUACACACACACACACUUUACUACACAUUCAGCACAGCUGUGCAUGUAAGCAGAUAUACUGUCCUGUGCAUUAUAUAGCUGUAUGGAAACAGCAUGGGUUUGAGCGAGAGUUGUUGAGUUGUAGACGACUGAAAGAUGAAAGAAAGGCUGUUAUUCCUCCUGUAGUAGUGUUUAAUCUGUCUGUUUGGAGCCAUGCCAAGUCUCACUGUGUGUGGGUGUGUGUUUGUGUGUGUGUGUUUCUGUGUAUGUGUAUGUGUGUGUGUGUGUGUGUGUGUAAGAGAGAAGGUUUUCCUAAGAUGUGCUUAUGGUUGCAGUUUAAUCUGUCCAGCCCAGCUGUCUCUGAUGUGUGUGUUUAUGUACUGUAUGUGUGUGUGAGUGUAUGAUUGCUGUGUGUGUGUGUGUCUGUGUGUGUAUGCCCACCUAUUGAGUUCAAAUAGGCGUAUCUGCAAGAAAAAACAGGCCUCAUUCAGGUAUGGAAGCUUUUUUUCCAGGCUUAAGCUUUUGUGCAUUGUCCUAAUUUUACUGUAUCAUUUUGUUCGCAGUCUCUUGGGCUGCGUUCACAUUACCAGACUAAAAGUGACCCAAAUCUGAUUAAAAUCUGAUUAACUGUGCCAUAAUUUACAUUAGAAACUAAAAUGAAACCUCCUCGAGUGCCUCCAUACUUAAGAAAAGCUGCAUAAACUCAUUUUCCACUGUAUUUUCCAUUCACAUCUGUUUAAACAAGGGACAGAGUAAAGCAAAAUAAUCUGAAAAGAAGGUUAAACUACAUUUUUUAAAGUGAAUUUUAAAUUGCUGGUUCGAAUCCCGGUCAUGCAACUUGCUACUCUACUAUAAAUGCUGUUUCAGGGACAAAUACAGUACAUUUUUGAAUGUAAACCUUAAGAAACAGCCAAAUCUGAUCUGAUCUAAAGAAACAAAUUGGAAUUGAUGGCCUGUGUGAACAUCUUAAAAAUCCUAGAUCAGAAACUCAUUUCAUUUGUGGGCAUGCAACAUAAAUGUGAGUGUUCAGAUUUGAUAUUUAAUCAGUAAAUCAGAAUUGGUGGCUUGUGUGGCCUUAGAUUGGAUAUACAGCUCUGGAAAACAAUUAUGAGACCACUUCAGUUUCUGAAUCAGUUUCUCUAAUUUUGCUAUUUAUAGGUUUAUGUUUGAGUAAAAUGAACAUUGUUGUUUUAUUCUAUAAACUACAGACAACAUUUAUCCCAAAUUCCAAAUAAAAUAUUGUCAUUUAGAGCAUUUAUUUACAGAAUAUGAGAAAUGGCUGAAAUAGUUCAUAUUCAUAAAGUUUUAAGAGUUCAUAAAUCAAUAUUUGCUGGAAUAACCCUUGGUGGUUUUUAAUCACAGGUUUCAUACAUCUUGGCAUCAUGUUCUCCUCCACCAGUCUUACACACUGCUUUUGGAUAACUUUAUGCCUUUACUCCUGGUGCAAAAAUUCAAGCAGUUCAGCUUGGUUUGAUGGCUUGUGAUCCUCCAUCUUCCUCUUGAUUAUAUUCCAGAGGUUUUUUAUUUUUUUUCCCAAAGCUUUUUAUCUGAUUUGUUGCACACAACAUGAAUAUGAGCGGUCUUUUUGCAAAGCCAAAUCAUAUGUGUUUAGAUCAAAUCAUAUGUGUUUUUGCCUGUGCAUACCCAAAUUUAAAAAAUUGGAAUUGAGGGCAUGUGUAGACAUAUCAAAUUUGAUCUUUUUCAAAUUAACUUUGAUUCACUUAUAUGUGUGUUCUAGAUUAGAUACACGCGUUUCAUUCAUGCUCAGCGUGCAACAUGAAUGUGAAUGCUCUUGAAUUAAUCAGGAUUGUAAUGUGAACAUAGCUUUUGUGAAGACUGUUGACAGUUGAAUGGGCAUUACUUUUACCAGAAUAGCGGGCAUUCAGAUAUUAAUUGCGCAGUUCAUCUCAGAUUGCUUUUCGUAAAAUUGUGAUUUUGCUGUUGUAAAUUAUAUUAUGCUGUUGUGAUAUUAUAGGAAAGCUUCAAAUCAGCCAGUUUCAUUGUACAGUUAAACAUAUCCUAAAGUUUAGGUACAGUUUGGCUGUGUUCAGACUGCAGGUAAAUCAGAUUUAUUUCUCAGCUCUGUCUGCACUGUUAUUUGCGAGUGAUCAGAUCGGAUUUGCCUGUCUGAACAUCACAAAUGUAUCUGCAUGGGUUGCUGUGGUAUUGAGCCUGGUUUCAGUGAUGCAAAAGAUACGUUGAGACACAUCUUUACAAAUCCAAUUAAAAUCACAUAAAACCACCUCCAAAUUAUUAAUUCACACAUUAAAUUCAGUGGUUUAAUUUAAUUUUCAUUAUUUUAAAAUGUUCUGCAUUGUAGAUUAAGACUAAAGUUAUCCAAACUAUAAAAGAGUGCUAAACAAACCAGAAUAUGUUUUAUAUUUUAAAUUCUGCUUAGAUGACAGCUUUGGCUGGAUUUUCUCAGUCAGCUGUAUGAGGUAGAGUAACCUGGAAUUCAGGCUUUCAGUUAACAGCUGCGCUGAACUCAUCAAGAGUUAAUUACUUGAAUUCCUUGCCUCUUAAUAAAGUGUUUGAGAGCAUCAGUUAAAGUAAAGUAGUGAAGAGGUAGAGUUACAGGUAUACAGUGAAUAGUGAAUAUUUGAGUAAUGUUCUAAUCCAGAUUAUGAGAAGCAAGAACUACUCAACUAAAUAAAGAAAAAAGAAAAAUGCUUUAAGAAAUGAAGGACAGUCAGUAUGAAAAAAAUAAAGAAGUUUAAAAGUAUCCUCAAAUGCAGUCACAGAAAGACCAUUAAAAAACGUUAUGAUGGAACUGGCACUCAUCAGGACUGCAAGAAAAGCAAGAGUUUCAACAGCUUCCCAGAUAAGAGCACCUAAAUGCUUCUUUACAGAGUAUUUUGGUUUGUUUAACACUUUUAAGUUACUACAUGAUUCCUUAUGUGUUCCUUCAUAGUCUAAAUCACUUUACUAUUCAUUUAUAAUAUAGGAAAAAAACUCUACUAAUCUCCAUUAAACUCCAUUGAACUGUGGAAUGAGUGCCUUUGCAUGAAGUUUCAUAUUUUAUAUCAUAAUCGCAAAUUACUCUGUCCAGUUCAGAGUAACUACUCUCUGUUUUAAUCCCUUUUUCAGAUUAAACAGUCUGUAAAUAUGUCUUGUAAAUGACUGCAUGCCUAUUUUCAGAGAUUCAGUACGUUUCUACACCAGAUUUCUAUUUUGCUACCGAUCAUUUUUGUGAGAAAACAGUAAUGCUAAUAUUGUACUCUUUUAUGUCCCAAGGCUCAAUGGAGGCAAAACUGCUGGCAGAUUAAAAAAUAAGAAUAAAAAUUAAAUAGCCAUGUAUUUUUAUACUGUUAACAGGAGAGGUGGGGUUUUAAUAAAAGGGAAAUGUUUGUCAAAAUGUACCUUUUUUUGUAUAUCUUAUUCAGCGUUUGUUGCUCUGUCUCAUUUCUAUGAUCUCCAACAUGAUUUGGAAUAAAAUUAUAUCAAUUCAAAGCUCUGAAUUUUUAUAUACAGUACUUGUCAUAAAAUAUGUUGUUUGCUUUUUAUAAAUAAAUUCAGUUUGUCACAAAAUGGACAAAAGACGUCCGAUUUCUACUAGAUGCAAUAAUGCUUUUUAGCAUUAUUUUAUUAAGCAAUAAUUUAUAUUGAUAUAUGAUCAGCAGGCAGUGAAUUAUUCAUAAUGUUUAAUAAUUGUUAAAAAACAGAUAUUCACAUUGAAGUCUUCCCAUCGUCAAUAAAAAAAACUGCGAAUGCUCCAAGAACAUGAACUGUCAUCCUUGAGAUAAGAACAAAGAUCUCAUAUGAAUUUUAUCAGCAAAUUGUUGAGUUAAUUUUCAGUAGUAUGCAUUAUUGUGCUUGUGUUAUUUGUUGAUUGUGUUACUUUGCUUUUUUUUCUGUGACGUUGCGCUUAGCUGUUUGUUAUGCUUUAAAUCUUACUUUCUUUUUUUUUUGUAUAAAUACAAAUAUAUAAAUUUAUAUAUUAAAUAUAUUCUGUUUUAUUAUUUUUCUUUGCAUCCGAAAUGUUUGUCACCUAUAUACUUCAUUGUAUUUGUUAUUGUUGUACUUUUAAUAAAAAGAUAUAUCACAAA